AGGCGAUCGCAAAAGUCGGGUUUACUUUCUUUUUUUUUUUUCCCGACCUCUUUUUCUCGCUCAAACAUGGAGCUGUCACACUGGAGCAUUCUGCUGCUGGCGUGCAUCUUCCUGGAGUGGCUCUUCGUGGCUUCUGCAGAGGAAGAGGUCCUGAUGAACACAAAGACCGAAACAUCAGAUCUCAGGUGGACCAUCUACUCAAACACCAAACCCGAGUGGGAGGAGGUGAGCGGUUUGGACGAGGAGAACAACAGCGUGAGGAUCUACCAGAUCCUGCAGACCAACAGCUCCACCAGCCACUGGCUGCGCAGCGGCUUCAUCCAGCGUCGGGGAGCGUCUCAGGUUUACGUGGAGCUGCGCUUCACCAUGAUGGAGUGCUCAUCCAGGAGCACCCACCACCGCAGCUGCAAGGAGACCUUCAACCUGUACUACUACCAGGCCGACUCCAACGAGGCCACGUACACCUACCCGCCAUGGAUGGAGAACCCUUACGUCAAGGUGGACACGGUGGCUGCAGACUUUCUCCUCAGGAAGGACGGGGAGAAAAAGUUCAACGUCAAGACCCUGAGGCUCGGCCCGCUCUCCAAGAGAGGCUUCUACUUGGCUUUCCAGGCUCAGGGCGCCUCCAUGGCCCUGCUGUCCGUCCGGGUGUUCUUUAAGAAGUGUCCUCCGCUGGUCAGCGCACUUUCCUCCUUCCCCGAGACGGUUCCUCGCACUCUGGUGCAGGAGUCCCAGGGUGUGUGCGUGGCGAACGCUGAGCAGCAGGGGCCCCGACCUCGGCCGCCUAAGCUCUUCUGCGGGGAAGACGGCCAGUGGGUGGGCCAGCCGACAACGUCCUGCGCCUGCAAACCGGGAUUCGAACACGCUGAAGGAAACACAAGAUGCACAGCCUGUCCUAUAGGUCAGUUCAAGCCAGGCGCAGAGGGACAGUGCACAGGCUGUCCGGGAUUCAGCCACGCCACCACCAGGGGUUCGUCUGUGUGCGCGUGUCGUUCUGGAUACCUGCGGUCGGAGACAGACGCCCUUGAUGCUCCAUGCACUAGACCUCCAUCGGCACCGCGUAGCAUCGUCACUCAGAUCAACGACACCACGCUCAGUCUGGAGUGGAACGAGCCUCUGGAUAACGGCGGCAGAUCAGACCUCACCUAUGCGGUCAGGUGCUCUGUGUGCCGGUCACCAAAGGGGCCGUGCCUCCCCUGCGGAGACAGCGUUAGCUACCGGCCCGCGCAGCAAGGCCUUCUCAGUCGCAGGCUGGAGGUGUGGGGCCUGCUGCCUCACACCACAUACUCCUUCACAAUCCAGACACUCAACGGGGUCUCUCAGCUCAGCGGCAGAGACCCUGCCAGUGAAAGUGUCAACAUCACCACGAGCCAUGACGUGCCGUCACUGGUGUCUGUGAUUCGGAAGAGUGACUCCACAGAGAGCAGUCUGACUCUGCACUGGUCGGUCCCAGCUGAGCCGCACUACACCAUCCUGCAGUACCAGAUCCGCUACUGUGAGAAGGAGCGACGAGGCGAGGACCAGUGCCACUACUCGGAGAGCAACAGAAAUCAGGCCGUGCUAACCGACCUUCGCAGGGCCAGUCAGUACGAGGUGCAAGUCAGGGUGCGCACCAUGGCCGGAUACGGCAGCUUCAGUCCUAAAGCUGUCUUCCGCACACUUCCUGAUGGACAAGACGCUGCCUCCCAGUUCUUGGUACCCGGCAUCCUUAUCGCUGUUGGGAUGCUGCUGCUUGUCACUUUCGUCUUUGUGGCCGCCUACUGCAUACGCAGACACAGCCGACUAAAGGAUCCAGAACUGAGCGACAAAAAUAACCAGUACCUCAUCGGCCAAGGGGUCAAGGUCUAUAUCGACCCCUUCACCUAUGAGGACCCAAAUGAAGCGGUGCGAGAAUUUGCAAAGGAAAUUGACGUUUCCCUUGUCAAGAUUGAGGAGGUCAUCGGUGCUGGGGAGUUCGGGGAGGUAUGUCGAGGACGGCUGAGGGUCCCAGGAAAAAAAGAAAACUACGUAGCAAUUAAGACGCUGAAAGGAGGCUACACCGACAAACAAAGACGUGACUUUCUGUCCGAAGCCUCCAUCAUGGGCCAGUUUCAGCACCCAAACAUCAUCCACCUGGAGGGGAUCAUUACCGCCAGCUGUCCAGUCAUGAUCCUCACUGAGUUCAUGGAGAACGGAGCUCUGGACUCUUUUCUGCGGCUGAACGACAGCCAGUUCACGCCCAUCCAGCUGGUGGGAAUGCUGCGCGGCAUCGCCUCGGGCAUGAAGUACCUGGCAGAGAUGAGCUACGUCCACCGAGACCUGGCCGCCCGCAACAUCCUGAUCAACAGCAACCUGGUGUGCAAGGUGUCUGACUUCGGCUUGUCGCGCUUCCUGCAGGAGAACUCCUCUGACCCGACGUACACCAGCUCUCUGGGAGGUAAGAUCCCAAUACGCUGGACAGCACCAGAGGCGAUAGCGUUCAGAAAGUUUACCUCGGCCUCAGAUGUGUGGAGCUAUGGCAUCGUCAUGUGGGAGGUCAUGUCUUUUGGAGAGCGGCCGUACUGGGACAUGAGCAACCAGGAUGUAAUCAAUGCCAUAGAGCAGGACUACAGGCUGCCCCCACCCCCUGACUGCCCCACCCACCUCCACCAGUUAAUGCUGGACUGCUGGCAGAAGGACCGCUCGGCCCGGCCUCGCUUCGCGGACCUGGUCAGUGCCCUGGACAAGCUGAUCCGCAACCCUGCAUCUCUGAAAAUAGUGGCUCAAGAAGCAGGAGGGCCGUCCUACCCCCUGCUGGACCAGCGUGCACCUUUAGCCCUCUCAUCGUGUGCUUCAGUGGGGGAAUGGCUCAGGGCCAUCAAGAUGGAGCGCUAUGAAGACAGCUUUCUGCAGGCGGGCUUCAACUCAGUGGACCAGCUGGCUCAGAUCACCACACAGGAUCUGCUUCACAUGGGCGUGACUUUGGCCGGACAUCAGAGGAAAAUUCUCUCCAGCAUCCAGACAAUGACCUUUCGAAACAAGAGCACUACAACUACUGUGACCUUCUAGCUAACCUGGACAUGGCCACCAACAAACAGGAGCAGCCAUGUAAUGAGAGCACUCUAGGUUCUCUCCCUUUACCCAUGGACUCCAAGAGAGACUGGCAGAAAUUAUAAAUCACCAAACAAAAAAAAAAAAAAGAAAACAAUGAAUACAGAGACAUUUCCAAUCAGGAUGAGUGAGUCCUCAGGCGAGUCUCUGUCGCCAACAGUGACCAUGGGGAGAAAGUGACGUAAAGAAAAAGGACAGAUUUUCACAGUUUGUGGUCAAUGUUUUCAUAUCUUCCAUGAGGGUAAAACCGUAUUAUUGCGGUAAACCAAGAGGACUCAGCGUUUACAACAUUUCUUUAGUACCAUGUCAUUUUACUGGCUGUUGACUAGUUGUUGUACCAAUAAAAAAAAAAUCACUCAGACAAAGGAAAGAAGAAAUGCCAGUGCCAAUCCAAGGAUUUCAGUGUUCACAUUGUAAUCAUGAAUGAAAACUACUUUCACCCUGGGUGUCUUGCAUUACAUUCCAUCUGGAUUAUGUUACUCAAAGACACCUGCACAUCAAGAGUGAUUAUGUUAACUGUUGGAAUUCACUUCUUUACCAUUUGAAUUCAACACGACCUCCUCUUUACUCAGGUGUGAUGUGUGAUGCAGACUUUGGAGAGUGUUGCUCCUCAGCAUAAACGGACUUCCCCAGUUUUGGCUCUCAACUUCCAGCUCUGCACACAGUAUAUGAAGAGAAGAGACACUGAAACAUAUCAGCACUUUUGUCAUUUCAAAGUGAAUUGUAAACUUUAGUAACUCCAUGUGUUUUUUUCGUGGAGUAACGUUGGUUAUUUCUACUGCCUGUGUGUCUGCUGGCAGCUCAGUUUCAUUAAAGUCAGACUGAACCAAGGACCAAGUGGACUCAGAGACCCGAGAACACUGUAGAAUUGGUUUUCUUUGUACACAUUUCCUAAAGAUGUUAUCUAGCCUCAGACUUGUCUGUCUUGAUAUAACUGAUACAUUUUUAAUUCUUAUUCUGUAUUCUCCAUCUACCAGUGCCAUUCAGAUCUUUGUGUACUUAAAUGCCAUUUUUAUAAAGCAGAAAUAUUUUACAAGUGAUUUUGUCUGAUGAUUUUCAUGAACCUUAAAGGCCUACUUUGACAUUUUGAAGAUGAGUUUGUCUUUUCCAAUCAACAGAUACUGUUUUAAAGUUUCCUGCAUUUGCCCCCAAAGCUUAUACGUGACCCCCCCCUCCUAGCUUAGCUUAUAGUCUACCAAGCAGCCAGCAGUAGCCUGUCCAUUGUUUUCUGAAUGGAAUAAGAGAGGGAACUGCUGUUAAGCUAGCACAUCACCUCCUUCACAUUUUAAAGAUAAAAACAUAUUUUCAGUUUCUUCGUCUGCAAAACGGCUUUGUUUUCCCCGUAUAUGUGCACACAUUUUUUUAAGCACAACAUAAAGUUUAAGAUGAGUUUACAGCCGUAGUAUCCAUUGGUUUUAUGGCUAAAUGCUGUUUGAUUAGCAAUGAGCCAUUGCUUACUUCUCAUUGGUGUGUUAUUAAUGAUGGGUGUGGCUGAAGCAAUCCCCCUCUCCCCCAGUCCAUUGAAACCCGUGGCCCUAUCUCUUGGCAUGGAAAUCAAACACGGCUAACAAGCUAGCUUGUAGCCAGUUGUUCAGUAGAGCAGCUACCUCCUCUCUGUUUUUAGACUCGGCUUUCUUGUUUUUGUUUGAGCAUAUGCUGGGUGUAUUGUCCGUAAAAUGCUUUGUUUUAGCGGAAAUAAUACACAAAGUGUCCCAAUUAACAUUCAGCAUCAAUAUUCAGCUCACAUCUAGUGAGUCAGCAAGUAUCCAAUGGUUUCAGAAGGGAACGCUAACCUCAAUUUCUCUGAGGUUAGACCUGCAGAGUAGCCUCUCUUCAGCUUAAGUUAACCAUUUCCCUUAGUCUGUGUUGAGUUAGCAAGUAUUUAUACUGAAGUGCCAAAGCCGCACAAAAUGUUAAAUCAUGGAAAACAACAUAAAGCUACAAGCUAAAGGUUGAAUCCGUUUGUUUUAAUUGCUAAAUACUGCUGUUUGAUUAGCAGUGAGCCCUCCCUUACUUUUCACACUGGGUGUUAUUUCCUUUCAUCAGACAGGCCUACUGGUUGUUUAUGUAUUUGCUCUGAACAAACAUUUAAAUAUGUCCUUAUCCCUUAGGGAAAUCAAUACACCGCUAACAGGCUAGCUCAUAGCCAGUAUUUUAGUAGAGCAGCCUCUCUUCAGGCUCAAUGUCUUGUUUUAUUUCAUCAUGUGCUGGGUGUAUUAAUGUUGCUAGCUUGGAGCCAGUAGCUAGUAUCCAUUGGUUUCAGAGUGGAAUGCAAUAAUACUUUUUGGCUGCUUUUUAAUUAGCUGCGCAGCCCCCUUCAUUUUAAUUUAGUAAGCUGUUUUCUGUCUUCACUGGAGGAGUCAGCAAAGUUCUCCUUUGUGCUGAAGCUACACAGUUUGUUUUUAAACAUUCAGCCUGGGUAACAAUACACGUCCACUAGCUAUUAGGCUAGCUUUUAGUUGGUUGUAUCCACAGGUUUCAGGGUGGAAUGCUCAUAUUAGCACUGAGAUGAUGUUUGAUUAGCUGACUACCCCCCCCCCCCCCCCCCCCACACACACACACACACACACACACACACACACAUAUUAGGCCUACAAGUGCUUGUUGAAGUUGAAGAGGAAUAACAGACUUUUGUUCAAAAUGUCAAAGUGUUUCUCAAAGACCUUGCAUCUCUUCGAGGAUAAUACCAGCCUUUUUGACAUGUAGGUCAUGUUUAAUUUUACCCCUGUAGCUCACAUACCUGCAGUGAAUUUAGAAAAUGAAGCUAAAACAUCUAAAAGACACUCAAACUAUGUUGAAUACAAAAUGCACAUUUUCUAAAUGUUUUUUUUUUUUACCAUUCUGCGCUUGUAUUAUAAAAAACUUCUUCAUGCUUGUUUUUCUACGGUUUUAAGAGGUUUGAAGUGCAAAGCCACACAAUUUCGAAUGUGGUGUGAUGAUUUACAUAACUUCAAGUGAGCUUGAUGCUCACCAACAGAGGUUGUGUAUUCAGUCGAAAAAAAGACCAAAUGAACCAAGCAUCUGUGAUACCGGAUAAUCAUCCAUUCUCUAUCUUUUAAAAUGCAAAUUUAAAAGCAAAACGGCUUGUAUUGUCCCGCAAGAGUCUGAGAGAUUCCUUGAAGGAUUAUGGGAAAUGUGGUCUUCAUAUUGAAGAUCUGACUAAAACAAGUUUGAAAUUAUGAAUAGAUAAAGUAAGUUUUGAUUACUGUCCUGUGUGUAGGCUAAUCUGUAUUCAGUAUUCAUAAUAAAGAUGCACACCAGUGUUUACCAUGAA
This is a messenger RNA of Labrus mixtus (cuckoo wrasse), 6343 nucleotides long. Its product is annotated as ephrin type-B receptor 4a-like. Gene Ontology annotation, molecular function: protein binding; ATP binding; transmembrane-ephrin receptor activity. The record is from RefSeq and is a predicted model, not a curated record. Bases 67 to 3027 code for a protein of 986 amino acids. NCBI's taxonomy places the organism in Eukaryota, Metazoa, Chordata, Actinopteri, Labriformes, Labridae. Gene Ontology annotation, cellular component: plasma membrane; neuron projection. The transcript has 17 exons. Gene Ontology annotation, biological process: central nervous system projection neuron axonogenesis; cell surface receptor protein tyrosine kinase signaling pathway; protein phosphorylation.